AUGGCCAAGGGGAAAGAUGUUAGAAUCAGAGUUAUUUUGCAAUGUGUGAGUUGUGUUCGAAAAGGGGCCAAUGAGGAGUCGGCAGGGAUUUCUAGAUAUAGUACUCAAAAGAAUCGCCACAAUACACCCGGACAAUUAGAAUUAAGAAAAUUUUGUCGUUAUUGUCGUAAGCAUACGAUUCAUGCCGAAAUAAAGAAAUAG
This is a messenger RNA of Oryza sativa Japonica Group (Japanese rice), 201 nucleotides long. NCBI's taxonomy places the organism in Eukaryota, Viridiplantae, Streptophyta, Magnoliopsida, Poales, Poaceae. The record is from the annotation of a RefSeq genome assembly.